Molecule: messenger RNA, 2476 nt
Organism: Physella acuta
Lineage: Eukaryota; Metazoa; Mollusca; Gastropoda; Physidae
Product: nucleolar and spindle-associated protein 1
Biological process (GO): mitotic chromosome condensation; establishment of mitotic spindle localization; mitotic cytokinesis
Cellular component (GO): microtubule; mitotic spindle; nucleolus
Molecular function (GO): microtubule binding
Source: RefSeq, a predicted model, not a curated record
AUGAAAGCCCGGGUCGCAUGUUAAUUUCCGAAACGGAAACAAAACAAUAUUUUACUCAUAAACAGACACUGUUUUUAAAAGAGUUGUAGACUAAUCUAUAUUCUAGAUCUGAAAUCAUGUUUGUAAAAGAUUUAGAGACACUCAAAUAUUCAGAACUUCAAAAAUUAGCCAAAAAUGCUGGGAUUAAAGCUAACCAAAAGGUUGACAAACUUAUCAAAGCUUUAAAAAGCCAUUACCUUGAGUUAGAAAAUGAAGAUCCUGAUAGCACACCACGAGAUAAUGAGAAAGACUUGACUACAAGUAGAAACAAACAGCCCGCAUUAGACACUGUUACAGUCGAGUCAGAGGUCAAAGUGGUGGAAGGAGCUUCUGUAGAUCAGCUAAGUAAAGAUGAAGUGGUUCAAAAUAACAAAGCAACAAGAAAACGUAGAAGAACAUUUGAACUGGACACUCCAACUUUAAGUCCAAAUUGCACACCAGUAGCUGAAGAAAAGAGAACCACAAGGCAGAAAAUAUCUGAACCACAGUUGAAUGUGGCCAAACAAGAUGAGCCCUCCAGCAAGAGGAUACGGAGAAACACUUAUGAUAAAGAGAGUCCUGUUCAAUCAGCUAAAGAAAACAAAGAGACAGCAGUGAGAUGCACAAGAUCUUCUACCAGUCCUGGAACAAGAGAAAUAAUUAAUUCUUUGGAUGCCAACCUAUCUAGUGCUGAACGGAAAGCAACGCUUAUGUCAGCAAUUGACAAAAAAGUCCAAAAGAAAAAGGAUACUGCUUCACCCUCACAACCUAGUCAAAUUCCAAGAUUCGUGGCUUUCCUUGCAAAUAAGAAUAAAGUAGAAAAUAGUAAACCAGUGACUCCAGGUAACAAAAACUGGACAAAAAUACAUGAUAAGGAAUUUUCAAAAUUUGAUUCCCUUGAUGUUUACCUUGAAAAGAAGCAGCAACGAAUGGAAACACUCACAGGCAGUGGAAGAAAACCUUUAAGAUCCAAGACACUUGCAAAGAAAGGACCUAAAAUAGUGAAACCAGUAACCAGGCCUCUACCUGAUGCAUCUCAAGCAAAGCCUUUUGUGCCCACUGUAACAUCAACCAAAAACAUGAGCUUCAAUUUUGCUAAAACACCUUCUGCUGUAACUUUCAAAGGGGCUUUAAACAGCACUGUAAACCAAAGCACACACAAAACACCAAGGAUUCAAGGACCAGUAAUGUCAGCAAGGAAAUCUGUUUCAGCUUUGCCUACUGCAACCACACCUUUUCAAUUCACUGGCAAGAGCACCAUGAAUACAACAACCACCAUUUCUCAGAAGCCAACAUUUGACCUAAAAGCAAGUUUAGCCAAGCCUUUAUCAUGGAAACCCCACACAGGAAAACUGCAGUCCAUGGACACUAAUAAACCUGUGGCAAGAGUUAAACCAUCAGUGAGGCAAGCACCUAAGCUGGCCCAGACUACAAACCAAAAGCCUACAACCAAAAAAAAAUUUUAAAAUCUCUUUUAGGGAUGUUCAGAGAGCAAUUGAACAAGACAGGCGGAGCAAUCAAAAAUACAUUGCUAUGAUGAAAAGAAGGGGUCUAAUGGCAUGAGAUGAAUGGAAUUUGUUGUGUAAAUAACAUGUACAUUGAUUUACCUCUGAAUCACUGUGGAAUAUGUGAGAAACACAAUUUGUGUUAUAGAAUUUUUUAUGAUGGCAGCAAUGUUUUAAUUUUUAAAGUGUAGUUGAACAAUUUAUUUUAAAUUUAAUUAUUUUUUCCCAAUAAAUAAUCAUCCUCUUUGCUAGGGUGUCAAUCAUAUUAUUUCUCCCUGACAUUUAAUAUUUGUAAUUUGUUUUUUACUUUAAGUUUAAAAUAAAACAAUUGUCUGACUACUUACUUUGACAGUUAUAAAAAUAUUUUAAAUUCUUUUAUAAUUAUUUAUAAUAAUUUUGAUAUUCAAGUGCCUUAAAAAUGUGUUGGAUAAAUGCUUAGAUUUAAAAUAAUUGUAACAUUAAUCAUAAAAGUGGCAGUAAAACUUUUGCUUUUAAAAUUAUAUAUAAAGCACAUUUUUUAAAUAUUAAUGUAUACAAUGAGUGAUAAACAAAUGUAAUAAAUACUUCAUUUAUAGAAUAUGGUAAUAGGGUAUAGUAUUAGUCAUGAACAUCCACAUUUUUAUUACAAUUUAAAUAACUUUAUAUUGUUUUUAUAAAUAAUAUAGCCUACUGAGUUCAUCUAGUUUUUACAGUUAUAUGUACAUAUUUAAAUAUAUUGCAUGUACAAGUUAGCAAGAAAUUUCCCUUAUUAUUAUUAACCCUUGAGAAAAUGACAUUUUUAAAAUUCUAAUGUAAAUAUUGUGGAAUCUUAUCAGUAUCAGUUUCUCUAACCGCACUGCUCUCCCUUUUUUUUUGGCUCUUCUUUCUCUUUUCCUUUGCUGUUGUGUAUCAGAAGUCAAACAUUCAUGACAUUUAGUACUUCACUCCAUAAAUACAUUGAUAUUGGGCUCAUA